This is a messenger RNA of Trifolium pratense (red clover), 1830 nucleotides long. RefSeq names its product probable pectinesterase/pectinesterase inhibitor 33. Gene Ontology annotation, molecular function: pectinesterase inhibitor activity; pectinesterase activity. The transcript is spliced from 2 exons. Lineage: Eukaryota; Viridiplantae; Streptophyta; Magnoliopsida; Fabales; Fabaceae. The coding region runs from base 19 to 1635 and encodes 538 amino acids. Gene Ontology annotation, biological process: cell wall modification. The record is from RefSeq and is a predicted model, not a curated record.
AGAAAAAAAAAUACCAAAAUGACAAUCAUCAUAGGAAAGAUAUUGCUAACACUAUUAUUGUUAUCAUCAAUUUUCUCAAUAGCCACUUCAUCAAAAAGAAGAUCAAGAUCUUCAAACAACAUAGAUUAUUGGUGUAACCAAACCCCUCACCCAGAACCAUGCAAAUACUACACAAAACAAACCCAUUACUAUCACAAAAAAAUCAAACACAAAUCAAAAUUCCGCGAAAUUCUCAUUCAUUUAGCAUUGGAAAGAGCCGUUGUAAUGCGAAACAUCGCACAUCAAUUCGGACAAAACAAUUGGCUCACCAACAAAAGGAAAAAAUCCGUGUCACGUGAUUGUUUAAAACUUUACGACAACACAGUUUUCCAUCUCAACCGUACAUUUUCAGACCUGCACGUCAAAAAAAGAUGUUCGUCAUUCGACGCACAAACAUGGCUUAGCACGGCUUAUACUAACAUCCAAACAUGUCAAAAUGGCGCAUUGGAAUUAAACAUUCCAAAAUUCAUUGUACCAAUUAUGAAAGUAAACAUGACGGAGAUUAUAAGCAACAGUUUAUUCGUCAAUUGGGAAUUCGUUAAACGUGAUGGCCUUGUUCACUACACGGAUGAUGUCACCGAAGAGGCAUUUCCAAGAUGGUUUUCAGUACGAGAGAGGAAACUAUUGGAAUCUUCUAGAGUUAUUAAAGCUCAUCUUGUUGUUGCGAAAGAUGGUUCGGGGCAUUUUAAGAAAGUUCAAGAUGCUAUAAAUGCGGCCGGACGCAGAAAGUUUAAGACGAGAUUUGUUAUUCGUGUGAAGAGAGGUGUUUAUAGAGAGAAUAUUGUAGUUGGGAAGAUGAAUGAUAAUAUUAUGUUGGUUGGUGAUGGGAGUAGGACUACGAUUAUAACAAGUAAUAGAAAUGUUCAAGCUGGUUUUACUACCUAUAGUUCUGCUACUGCAGGAAUUGAUGGUCUUCACUUCAUUGCACGUGACAUAACUUUUGAAAAUACGGCGGGACCUCGUCGAGGUCAAGCAGUGGCACUUCGAUCAGCUUCUGACCUUUCUGUCUUCUAUCGUUGUGCUUUCAAAGGCUAUCAAGAUACCCUUAUGGUUCACGCGCAACGUCAAUUUUACAAAGAAUGUUACAUCUAUGGUACCGUUGACUUCAUCUUCGGCAAUGCAGCAGUAGUUUUCCAAAAUUGCAUAAUUCUUGUAAGAAGACCAUUAAACGGCCAAGCAAACAUGAUCACAGCCCAAGGUCGAGACGACCCAUUUCAAAACACCGGAAUAUCAAUUCACAAUUCUCAGAUUAGGGCUGCUCCCGAUUUCAAGCCCGUCGUGUCGAAAUUCAAAACCUUUAUGGGCCGGCCUUGGCAAAGAUACUCUAGAGUUGUGGUCAUGAAAUCAUUCAUGGAUAAUUUGGUAAGCCCAAUGGGUUGGUCUCCAUGGGGAGGUACAAAUUUUGCUCAAAGCACUCUAUUUUAUGGGGAGUAUAAGAACUUUGGGCCGGGCUCAUCAACAAGAAAUAGAGUAAGAUGGCCCGGUUAUCAUGUAAUGAGCAGCCCAGCCCAAGCAUCACAAUUCACUGUUGCUAAUCUCCUUGCUGGUGCCACGUGGCUACCAUCCACUGGUGUACCAUUCACUUCUGGCCUUUAAUUAAUCAUUGUCCUAAUUAAGUCUAUUGUUUUCAAUUGGUUGAAAUUAAGUUAUUGAUUUAUGGUAGUUUGUGUGUACAAAAAACACAAUAUUCUUUUGUAUAUUACGAGAAAAAUAAUUAAAUUACUAUUGGUGUAUCCUUUUAUUCGUUGUUGAUACAUUGAUACUGCAUUUGCUUUGCAUUUCAAGCAUAAA